Molecule: messenger RNA, 2511 nt
Organism: Cynoglossus semilaevis (tongue sole)
Lineage: Eukaryota; Metazoa; Chordata; Actinopteri; Pleuronectiformes; Cynoglossidae
Product: sodium-dependent multivitamin transporter-like
Exons: 16
Coding region: 335-2191 (618 amino acids)
Biological process (GO): transmembrane transport; sodium ion transport
Cellular component (GO): membrane
Molecular function (GO): symporter activity
Source: RefSeq, a predicted model, not a curated record
AAUGUGGAAAGACUUAGCGAUCCCCGGUUUAGCGUUAGCGUUUCAUUUGUGGAACAGCGCAGCACAUUAAAUACAGCAUGUGAUUUAUUUAUCAGUGAUUAACAAAAUACGCGUGUUAAUACAUAUAAAAACAACAGAAAAACGUUUAUUUAAGGAAUGUUUGACAGUUGGACGUUGUUACGAAAACAUGGUGCCAAUAACCCGAGGCGCAACGAUAUAAAGGUUGUGACACCGUCCUGACUCAUGGGUGUGGACGGAGACUUUUCCCAUCUAUCAAACUGUGCGACAGUAGGCGGAAGAACUCUUCCCCGACUGCACCCACAAGACGAUAACCAUGGACCUGUCCGUUCAGAAACACUUCACGGUUGUUGACUAUGUGGUAUUUGCCAUCCUACUUGCCGUCUCCAUGGGCAUAGGCUUAUACUAUGCCCUGUCAGGUGGACGUCAGCGCACCACGCAGGAGUUCCUGAUGGCAGACAGAAGCAUGGGCUGUCUCCCCGUUUCCCUUUCACUCAUCGCCUCCUUCCAGUCGGCUGUAGCUAUCAUUGGUGUACCAGCAGAGAUCUACACCUACGGUACUCAGUACUGGUUCAUCGGCUUUGCCUACAUCCUGGGACUUAUCAUUCCAGCCCAUGUUUUCAUUCCAGUGUUCUACAGACUCCGGCUCUCUAGUGCAUAUGAGUAUCUUGAACUGCGCUUUAACAAAGUGGUGCGCAUCUGUGGAACACUGACCUUCAUAUGUCAAAUGGUUAUUUAUAUGGGUGUCUGUGUGUAUGUUCCUGCCUUUGCACUAAAUGCAGUUACUGGACUAGAACUAUGGGGUACAGUGUUGGCAACUGGACUGGUCUGCACACUGUACACAGCAUUGGGAGGUUUAAAGGCUGUCAUCUGGACUGAUGUGGUUCAGACAAUAGUGAUGUUUGCGGGACAGCUGGCUGUCAUCGUGGUGGGGGUUCAGAAGGCUGGAGGAGUCUCGGAUGUUUGGACAAAGGUCUGGGAGGGAAACCGAAUCUCGAGUUUUGAUAUAAACCCAGAUCCUACAGAGAGACACACUUUCUGGACUCUGGGUGUGGGCGGCGUUUUCCUCAUGUUGUCUUUGUACGGAGUGAACCAGACUCAGGUGCAGCGGUAUCUCAGCGCCCGCACAGAAAAGGAGGCCGUAAGGUCUUGUUACAUGGUCUUUCCCUCCCUUCAGUUGGCUCUGGCUCUCAGCUGUGUGAUGGGUCUGGUCAUGUUUGCAUGUUACUGUGGGGUAGAUCACUCUGACAAACUGAGCACCUCCUCCAGGGAUGCUAUGGUGAUUUAUUUUGUGAUGGAUAUGCUUCACGGUCUACCUGGACUUCCUGGACUCUUUGUUGCGUGUUUGUUUAGUGCAGCCCUUAGCACCAUCUCAUCUGCUUUUAACUCUUUGGCCACUGUAACGAUGGAGGAUCUCAUCAAACCACAUUUCCCAGCAAUGACGCAGCGCAAAGCCAUUCUGCUGUCCAAAGGAUUGGCCUUGUUUUAUGGUCUGCUGUGUCUGGCCAUGGCCUAUCUCACUCACCUGAUGGGUGACUCAGUUUUACUGGUGGCUUUAAAAAUCUUUGGGAUGAUUGGAGGUCCCAUCCUUGGACUGUUUUCUCUUGGAAUGUUCUUCCCAUCUGCCAACUCGAUUGGAGCAGUGGCAGGUCUGGGUGCUGGUGUUUCUAUGGCCUUCUGGGUCGGCAUCGGGGCCAUCCUUACUCGUACGUCUGGCUCCAAAACACAGACCCUAGACUGCAAAGUCACUCAGUCCAAUGAUACGGCUGCAGCUUUUCAGAUUGCACUCAGUAAUAUCACACUGAGCCGACCCUCUGGGUUAAAGCGAUUGUAUUCACUGUCGUACAUGUGGUACAGUGCCUUCAACUGCAUUGUAGUCAUUGUAGUUGGACUUCUCAUCAGUUUUCUCACAGGGCCAAUGAAAAAAGAAGAUGUGACACCGGGCACAAUUUAUCCGUUACUGCAGAAAAUUUUCUGGUUUCUGCCAGAACACUUGAAAAAGAAACUGUCCUGUGUGACUCCGCUGGAACAAACACCCGCUGUACAACAGAGACAACUGCUGUGCCAAAAAAGCAACAGGUCGGCCCAACAAGACAGACCGAUUCAGGAAGAGACGGAGACUUUUCUUCCUGAUGCUCACAUGACUCAUGUGGAACAUGAAACGUGCGUGUGAGGCCUCCUACUGUACUGGAACAGAAUUAAAACACCUGAAGACAAACACUGGAAACCUGGUUCUAGCUGUUAAUCCAACUCAACACACAUUCUUAUUGUUAUGUGGUUGAGCUGUUACUGACACUGUACUAUAACAUAGUGGUGAAGUGUGUUAUAGAACUGCACUUACUGAUAUAUAUUGUUGUACAGCACUACUGACGCUGUGUGGAUGGGACCAGUGUCAUGAACUUGUCAUAUAAAAGGAUUUAGUAGAAGUGAAGUUUCUCAGUCAUAAGAGAAGAAAGGACAUUUUUAAUACAAGAAUAAAUGUUUUGUAUCAAA